GAGCCGGGGCUCGGGGUUUCCGUGCGGGGCGCGUGCGGAGCGGCGGCGGGGUUGACCAUGAGUUUUCUUGGAGGUUUUUUUGGUCCCAUCUGCGAGAUUGAUGUGGUCCUUAAUGAUGGGGAGUCACGGAAGAUGGCGGAAAUGAAGACCGAAGAUGGCAAAGUAGAAAAACAUUAUCUCUUCUACGAUGGUGAAUCUGUUUCAGGAAAGGUAAACCUAGCCUUUAAGCAACCUGGAAAGAGGCUAGAACACCAAGGAAUUAGGAUUGAAUUUGUAGGCCAAAUUGAACUCUUCAAUGACAAGAGUAAUACCCAUGAAUUUGUAAACCUAGUGAAAGAAUUGGCCUUACCCGGAGAACUGACACAAAGCAGAAGUUAUGACUUUGAAUUUAUGCAGGUUGAAAAGCCCUAUGAAUCCUACAUUGGUGCCAAUGUCCGAUUGAGGUAUUUUCUUAAAGUGACAAUAGUCAGACGACUGUCAGACUUGGUAAAAGAGUACGAUCUUAUUGUUCACCAGCUGGCCACCUACCCUGACGUCAACAACUCCAUUAAGAUGGAGGUGGGCAUCGAAGACUGUCUGCACAUAGAGUUUGAGUAUAAUAAAUCCAAGUAUCAUUUAAAGGAUGUGAUUGUUGGAAAAAUUUAUUUCUUAUUAGUGAGAAUAAAAAUUCAGCAUAUGGAAUUACAGCUGAUAAAGAAAGAGAUCACAGGAAUCGGACCCAGCACCACGACAGAAACAGAGACCAUUGCCAAGUAUGAAAUCAUGGAUGGGGCCCCAGUCAAAGGUGAAUCAAUCCCCAUAAGACUCUUUCUAGCGGGAUAUGACCCAACUCCAACGAUGAGAGAUGUGAACAAGAAAUUCUCAGUACGCUAUUUUUUGAACCUAGUCUUGGUGGAUGAGGAAGACAGACGGUACUUCAAGCAGCAGGAGAUCAUCUUAUGGAGAAAAGCUCCCGAGAAGCUGAGGAAGCCGAGGACGAACUUUCACCAGCGCUUCGAGCCUCCCGAGCCGCAGGCCUCUGCCGAGCAGCCGGAAAUGUGAAGGCAGGAGGAGAACGGGGUGGGGAAGGGCAGGCUGUCUGGCUCCAGCGGUCACAGCCUGCACAGGACAGGGCCUCAGACCCCUCGCCUCGCCCUCUCUCUCGCCAUGGUCCCCUGUUUGGUGGCACUACUAACCGGUCGCAAAGGUGUACAUCCAGUUACAAAGUGCUUUCUCUGAAACACUGGAGCUUUCUCAAGCUGCCAUCUCUCUCUCUCUCUCUCUCUCACUCUUUUUAAACUUCAUACUUUGAUUUGAUCAUAUGCACUCAGAUAUGCAUAAGCUUAAACAUUAAAAAUGUCCAUGCGUGUAGGCUGGCGUUUUGUCAUUUUGUUUCCUUUCUAGAGAUGUAGAUCAUGAAUCUUCCUGCCCCAUCUCCAUGUCAUGGGCUCCCUCUCAUUCUCUGCGAAACCUGAGACUUGUGUGUUCAGCUGAUGAGAGAGGCUCUGAGUGGCUGUGAGGUUCUGUGGGCUGCCCGGCUUGGCAGCUGUCCCUGCCUGAGGAUUUCCAUUCAGUUUUGUGGGUGUUGGGGGGUCCAGGCGCCGUUUUUGUCCUGAGCCCUCCGGUUCUGUGGCAUUCUGAAUGCACUGGGAACUUCUUACAACUUGUAAUGGGAAGGGGUGCUUGCUGUCUUACACCCACAAUUUCUUUUUUUGCCGUUAAGUUUGUUUAGCUCUUACGUUGGCACCACAGUAGUUUUUCUUGCGGUGUGUUCUGUUUGUGUUUUAAAAUUUCUAAUGUUCAUAUAAAAUUUUUCCCCAUAGAUACUUUAAGGCAUUUUAUUUUUUUUAAGUCUUAGGGAAAAUUCGGCUGUGAGAAAACACUAAUUCUUCAAUUCACAAACUUGUUGAUUGUUGGGGUGGGUGGACUUUGUAUUAUCUUCAGUCUGUAUCUGGUUAAACAUACUCAUGUUAAGCUGCAGCUUUGGCCAGUCAAAACUCAGAUUUUACAAGCUAACUAACCUCUCUAGGAAACACACCCAAUGUCCUUGUCUCAGUUUUGUUGAACGUUGAAUUUAAGUCCUCCUUGGUUCAAAGGCUCUCAAAGCUUGCGCAGUGGUGAACUGGGUUUGGUUGGGAUGCAUCCAUGAUGUAUCUGCAUGGCAGAGGCGCCGGUUUUGUCCGAGCCACAGAAGCCACCUGCACUUAAGGUUCACGAACCAACCGAGACUUUUGACAGAUGUCAGUGCUAGCCUUGCCAGUGGACCGAACUCAGUCUCUGCUCAUGCUGUCUGAGAACUGCUUUCCUCUGGUGGCACCUUGACCACCUCCUCUUACUGCAGAAGAUACUCUCUGAGUUCCUGUGCUCUGGGAACAUCUCUUUUCAGCGUGGAUGUCUGGGGGUGGAAACAGAUGGAUUUUUUUUUUUCCUCAUGUAAGUGCCUGUUCAGAAAUUAAAAAAAAAUUUAAAAUGCCAAAUAUUUUCAUGGUCACUUGCAUGUAGUAAUCUAGAAACUGUUUGAAAAGAUUUUGAAAACUGAUUGUAUUUAACCAGCCUAAAAUUGUGCAACCGUGUAUAAUAAAGAAUUUGAAACUGA
This is a messenger RNA of Vombatus ursinus (common wombat), 2575 nucleotides long. It is a transcript of the gene VPS26A, whose product is annotated as VPS26, retromer complex component A. The transcript is spliced from 9 exons. The record is from RefSeq and is a predicted model, not a curated record. Gene Ontology annotation, cellular component: retromer complex; endosome. NCBI's taxonomy places the organism in Eukaryota, Metazoa, Chordata, Mammalia, Diprotodontia, Vombatidae. Gene Ontology annotation, biological process: retrograde transport, endosome to Golgi; intracellular protein transport. Bases 58 to 1041 code for a protein of 327 amino acids.